Pteronotus mesoamericanus is the source of this 1938-nucleotide messenger RNA. RefSeq names its product leukocyte immunoglobulin-like receptor subfamily A member 6. Gene Ontology annotation, cellular component: plasma membrane. Gene Ontology annotation, molecular function: inhibitory MHC class I receptor activity. The transcript is spliced from 9 exons. The record is from RefSeq and is a predicted model, not a curated record. Gene Ontology annotation, biological process: cytokine-mediated signaling pathway. NCBI's taxonomy places the organism in Eukaryota, Metazoa, Chordata, Mammalia, Chiroptera, Mormoopidae. The coding region runs from base 1 to 1938 and encodes 645 amino acids.
AUGUGCCCAGGGGAGGAUUCGGUCAGCUUCCCCAAUCCUCCGCCCGUCUGGACAGAGCACUUGCUCGGAGAGCAGACUGCAGCCGAGGAGGACACUGUGAGUCGACACAGGAGCCGCACCCUUGUUGUACCCUGCGUCUGUCUGUGCGGCUGGGCACCUGGACAUCGGAGGUCACCUGCUCCGCCGGGAACCCUGGGAGACAGCGUCAUGACCCUGACCUUCAUUGCUCUGCUCUCUCUCGGGCUGUGUGGGGGCCCCUGGGACCAGGUCCGGGCAGAGGCCCUCCCCAGACCCUCCCUCUGGGCUGACCCGGGCCCCGUGGUCAGCAAGGGCAGCCCUGUGACCCUCUGGUGUCAGGGGUCUCUGCGGGCUGAUGCCUACUAUCUGUAUAAAGAGAGGGGCUCUGAGCCCUGGCGUACGAGGAUCCCACAGGCCUCCACCAACAAGACCGAGUUCCGCAUUCCAUCCACGAGCUCACACGAUGCAGCGCCAUACGAGUGUGUCUACAGGGCUGGGCACACCCUGUCUGAGCGCAGCGAGCCCCUCGUCCUGGUGGUGACGGGAGAGUUCAGCUCACCGUCCCUCGAAGCCCAGCCAAGCCCGGUGGUGGCCUCAGGGGGGAACGUGUCCCUCGUGUGUAGCUCACAGUCCACAUCUGGCCCUUUCCACCUGCUGAAGGAGGGAGGGGCUGAGCCGCCCCGACACAUGGCAUCGCAAUGGAGUUACUCACCCAGGGGGUGGCAGGCCAUCUUCCCUGUGGGCCCCGUGAGCGCCUCCCACGGGGGAACCUACAGAUGCUACGUUUCUCGCAGCUCCUACCCCAAUGUGUGGUCACAUCCGAGUGACCCUCUGCGCAUCGAGGUCACAGGCCUGUACAGGUCGCCCUCCCUCCGGGCCCAGCCAGGCUCCCUGCUGCUGCCUGGGGACAGCCUGACCCUCCAGUGUCGCUCGGAGCCCGGCUUUGACAGAUUCGCUCUGACCAAGGACGAGGGGCCCACACCCCCUCAGCGUCUCGAUGGGCAGCGCAGCCCCGACUUCCCCCUGGGCCCUGUGACCCGCACCCACGGGGGCCGGUACAGGUGCUACAGUGGACACAGCCCCUCCCAUGCGUGGUCGACCCCCAGCGCCCCUCUCGACGUCCUGAUCGCGGGAGCGGACAGCAAACCCUCCCUGUCGGCCCGGCCGCCGCCCCCGGGGCCCUGGGGAGCCAACGUGACCCUGCUGUGUCGAUCGGAGACCAGGGCUGACACCUUCCACCUGCACAGGGAGGGCUCCCUGGACCCUCCCCUGCAGCUUCGUCUGCAGGACACGGCUGCCCCCUCGGAGGCCACCUUCAACAUCAGUCCUGUGACCUCGGGCCACAGUGGGACCUACAGGUGCUACAGCUCCCACAGCGCCUCCCCCUUCCUGCUCUCACAUCCCAGUGACCCCCUGGAGCUCCUGGUCCCAGACUCAACCGCCCACGACUACACAGUGGGGAACGCCGUCCGGUUGGGUGUGUCUGGCCUGAUCCUCCUGGUCCUCGGGGGGCUGCUGUUUGAGGCUUGGCACAGCCAGAGAAGACCCCGCGACGCGGCCAGGAGGCCUGCGCCGCCGUCCCCAAGAGCCACCUCUGCCCCUUCGGCGGCUGUGCUAAAGCCACCACUAGUCCGUGCCCCUCCUGUCGCCCUGCGAACGCACACAGGUGAGCGCCCUGUGCCUGCGCCACGCCCGGCUGCCACAGAUUGUUCGCGCCGGCGACCAGCUGCCCGCCACCACCGGCUGCACUCGGGGCUGAAGCGCUUCCCCUGCCCCCUCUGCUCCAAGCGCUCCGCCCGCAGCGACCACCUGUCCAAGCUCGCGCGCCGCCACCGCGGCUGCCACCGUAACUGCUCCGGAGCCCGAGGCGGAACAUCUCACCCAGCGACUCGCUGCCCGCUGCCCGCAGCCCGGCCGUAG